AUGGAGUCGUUGUCCGUUUGGAUCCAGGUGCUGGAGCGAGAAGUGCGGGACUUGCAAGACCAUAUCCACGACCUCGAAAAUCGAAGUGGGAGGAUAAAUCUCCGGGUGGUCGGGCUCCCUGAAGGCUGGGACACAGUCCGGGCAUCUUCAGAUCUGAACCUAACUCAGUCAUUGGCCACUGAUACCUCAGACAGGUGUCGUUUCAGACGAGAAGAGAUUCCCGAGGAAAGGAGGAGCCUGAUCAAAGAAAAAGUGAAGAGAGAAACGGUGACUGGUGUAGACCAGGGCAUCAUCAUGCAAGGUUGGCUGUUUAAAGAGGUACAGCAUAAUGUGAAGGCACCUUGGCUAAGGGUUCGGAAACAUUGGUUUGUGCUGACACAGGAUUCGCUGGAUUAUUACACCAAUAAUGAACUGAAUGCAAAGCAACUUGGCAUGCUGGUCCUGACCAGUCUAUGCUCUGUACUCUGGCCUGAUAAGGGCACAUACAAGGGAACAGGCUACUGGAACAUCACAGUGUAUGGACGGAAACAUCACUACCAACUGUAUACAAAGCACCUGAACCAAUGCAUUCAGUGGGCCUGUGCUAUUCAGAAUGUCAUCAAUUGUAAAGCUCCUGUGGAGACACCAACACUGCUCCUAAUUCAAGACAUUGAGGAGAACUGCACUAAUUCUGAAGUCCUGGAAAACAUUUACAAAUGGAAUCCUAUUCUCCAGCACACUCAGAACCCACUUUAUUCUCCUCUGCUUCCAUUCCCCUAUGGAAUAGGGGCUCACCACCUCAAGAAUACUAAAGGCUAUACAACACUCCAUGAUGAAGCUGUCAAAGUCUUCAAUUCACUGCAGCAUCUAGAGACCGAACAAGAUCCAAUCCCUCUCAUUCAGGGUAUACUGCAAACCUGCCUUGACCUGGAGGCUCUCCGUGAUGAAAUCUACUGUCAACUGAUUAAGCAGACAAGCAACCCCCCACAUGUGGGAAGCAUCAGUGAUCUGCGAAACUGGCAGCUACUGACUUGCAUGAGUGUUACCUUCCUCCCCAGUAACACUGUUCUCAAAUACCUUCGGUUCCACAUUAAACGGUCACAGGACCAAUUUCCAGAGACUGAAGUAUAUAAAUAUGCAGAAUUCAUCGCAGAUUCAUUAGUGAGAACCAAAUGCAGAAAACGUGUACCAUCUUGUGAAGAAAUUCUGGUCUUGAUGCGGCGAGAGGAGAUGAGUUGCACCAUUCAUUACGCUGGCUCCAAAUUUUGCAGGAUCACCAUUAGUUCGCAUUCAACAGCUGGAGAGGUUGUGAACAGUUUGCUGGUGACACUUGGUUUAAGACAAAGUCGAAAUCGGUUUGCUCUUUUUGAACAGAACUUAACUGAUCAGUGGCUCGUGGCAGAUGACACUGUUGUAGCGGACAUUAUAACCAGGUUUGAAAAUCUUGCUAUAAAUGUGGAAGAGCCAGAAAACCAGUGGAAGCUUUAUUUUAAAUUGUACUGUUUCCUGGAUUCGGAUAAUAUUCCAAAGAAUAACUUGGAAUUCGCUCUUCUGUUUGAACAGGUCCAUGAGAUGGUAACAAAAGGCUAUUUUCCUGCAUCUGAAGAAACUCUGCUGGCCCUGGCUGCCCUGAGACUGCAGUUUACAAUCCGCGAUUUCACCACACAUGUGCCACUACCUAAACUUCAGGAGUUAUUUCCUAUGCAUAUUCUCCAGGCUCGGGUCCAGCAAUCUGUAAAGGCUUUACUUUCCACAAAUAGUAAGGGUCUGAGUCACUUACUGCCAGGAACUCUGGCGAGCAGCCUGUGGGGCAGCACAACCCAGAAACAGAAACUUGAGGAAGAACAACUGUUAAAAGUACGGCUCAAAGAGGAGGCAGCGACUUUAAUGGCCACAAUCGUUGAACAAUGGAAACAGCUUCCAGGAAUGACCCAACUGGAAGCUAUGACAACAUACCUCAGCAUAGUGAGGGAAUGGUCUGGAUAUGGAGCUACACUGUUCGAAGUAGGGGCGUUUAUGAAUUCGGCAGUGAGCGUGGCUCAGACGCUGUGGUUGGCAGUAGGAGCAAAGGGUCUUGCUCUCUACAAACAAGGAGAUGUGGAGUCUGUGGAGAAUUUUGAUUAUCGGCAGAUUUCAUCAUUUGAAGUGACAGAAAGGAACACCUUCAAAAUUACUCUGAGGAAAAAGGACUUGCUAUUUGAGUCCUGCAAGGCACAAGAGAUUGUCCAGCUGAUUACAAUUUACAACGCCAAUCACUUCAAAACCUCGACUCGAUCUGGUGAUCAUCGAAGUAGACCAAUCAUAACAGGUAGCCUGUCCAACAGUCACCAUUGUAACCUGCACAGUGAUUCCAGCACAGAAGAAGCUUGAACCCUGUUGGGCAUCUAACAUAGCAGAGCACAGUGGGAGAAAUACUGGUGAAACAUUUCACUUUCCUCAUUACUACAGCAUUAUUAGGCCUUAGCACACCAUACAUAGAUAGUAUGCCUCAUUUUAACUUAGUCUUUCAUUCUUGCCAACGAUCUCUGUACAAGUUCUUGCAGCAAGAAGUUGGUCCCUUUUUACCAACUUUUGGUUGGUUCAACUUCACUUAAAAGAUUUAACACAUUAUAAGCCACCUGAGUAACAAAAGUUUCUCUUAGUCAGAAAAUUGAGGUGUCAGAAUCAAAGGUCUUGGCUUAUUGAACUAUCCUGAAGGCAGCAAGUGGAGUGAAAGAAUCCUGUGCUGUUCUCAGACAAAGGCCUUAAAGUCUGGGGCUGCGGAAGAGCAAAACAGUUCAUGCCUCUUUUAUUUAUAUAAAAAUGUGAAGUAUUCCAGUGAAAUCUUCCCCGGUACAUAAUUGUUAAAUUAACAAGCUACCUGGGAUAUCAACAGGAGCUGUAAUUGCUGCAAAGAAUCCCAAUUCCAAUUCCUCCUCAUAUAAAUAAAGUGGACAACAAUUGCUUUGGCACUGAUAGUGUACCGGGUGAUGGAAGAGCAAGAGGAACCAAGCCGGGAUUAGAAUACUUAAAUCUCAGACAGUGUUUAUGAUUCAUCACGGAUACUACAUGAGGUGAAAUUGUCACUGUCUUGAUUAAUAUUAAUCUGUACCUAGAAAUCAUGAAACAUUGAAAAUUAAUUGUCUUUCUGCUUUUAAAACACUAUCCACCCUAACUUGAGAAUCAUAACUCCAUGAACUUACUGCUUUCCUUUUAAAAAGAUUGCAACUCUAUUAUAUAAACCCAAAGAGCUCAAGGACUGCUGAUAACAAAAGAAAACACAAAUGUGCUGGAAAUACUCAGCAGUCAGGCAGGAUCAUGAAAGAUCAUUGACCUGAAAUGUCAACUUUGUUUCUCUCUACAGAUGUUGCUUGAUCUACUGAGCAUUUGUUUUUAUCUCAAAUUUCCAGCAUCCAUAGUAUGCUGCUGUUCUGUUGGUAGAAUAUGAAGUAACCAGUCUGGAAACAUUUGGUUACUGUGCAUUUUUACUGCUCAAUAUAGACAGAGUUUAAGCAGUAUACGGGGAACUAUGUACCAAAUUCUGAAGAAUCAGGAGGUAAUUUAUUAUAUCAAUUUGUAUACUUCUGAAGCUACAAAGAAACAGCAUCAACUAUAAUUAUCAAACUCAAUUGUUUAAAGCUGCUGGCAGCUUUAGUUUUACACAGGGACUUCCAUAUUGAAUCUUAAACUCACUAUGCAAUGAAAAUAAUUUUUUUAUUUAACGGUAUACUGCAUGUUCCCUCUUUAUUGAAAUGUACAUUUACUGCACUAUGCUGUACAGAUGAAUUUGUGCAAUAUGUAAAAACUAUCAAAAUUAAAACAACUUAUUUUAGUACUAGAAAA
Messenger RNA from Chiloscyllium plagiosum (whitespotted bambooshark), 3801 nucleotides. The record is from RefSeq and is a predicted model, not a curated record. NCBI's taxonomy places the organism in Eukaryota, Metazoa, Chordata, Chondrichthyes, Orectolobiformes, Hemiscylliidae.